This is a messenger RNA of Amoebophrya sp. A120, 3507 nucleotides long. NCBI's taxonomy places the organism in Eukaryota, Dinophyceae, Syndiniales, Amoebophryaceae. The record is from the annotation of a GenBank genome assembly.
AUGCCGGUCCUCACGCAGCAGGAUAUCGACGAGUUUCUCUCGACCACCGUCUACGGCCUGCUAUGCAUUGCAAACAUGUCUGGGUCUGGAAAUUUUCGAACCUGUGAUGCUAAUUGUUGAGUUCACAACACAAAAAUUAUUUCUCAUGCAUACUAGGCAGCAAGAACAGUCAUGCGAAAACAGCAUGACAAUCUUCCAGACCGCCCAGACAUAUUUGCAUUUGAUACCUGCUGAAGAAUGACAAAACGGUCACGCCGCAGUUCAUUCAACGCCAGAAGGAGCUUUGCAACCUGCUGCAGCAAGACAGGCAUUUGAUCACCAUCAAGAGCUCGAAAACCAAGGUAUAGUCUUUUAUGGAAUUGUCGUGUGAACUUUAUUUCUUGAGAGCGGGUUGUAGCUGGAGCUGCGUUUCCUUUUUCUGCGAACUUGAUCGCGGAUCUCAUAGGGACUGACGAGUUUGGUUGCCCAGCGGCAGAGAAUCCGCAAAAAUGUUUACAAACGUCAGAUGUCUCUCCUGCAUGCGGCGGCGUCUAACAAUGCUCUGCUCCUAGGGAAAACUCUCGUCGACCACGUCAACGGGAUAAUACUGGGCUAUGACCCUUUUGUUAUCCACCGGAAAGUAGAGAGUGUCGCGUUCUUGUUCCCCUGGCAACCUUAACCCGUCAGCCCCCGUUGUUUCAUCUGACCAAGAAGGCAAAAAAAAAAAAUUUUGAUAGUAAUAUGGGAAUGGGGACACCAGUUUCAUAUCUUUAUCGUUUACGUCUACUGCACGACCAGCGUCACUGCUUUUCGAAUGCAUAUCGGAUCCAGACCAGCAAAAGCGAGAAAAAGAAGAGAUGGACAUCCGAGAGCAGCGGCGGGCCCUCGAAAAAGAGGAGCUAUGAUUUGCAAAAUCAUCUUCACGUCGCUCACCCCUGAUCUGUUGUAAUAUUUAACUUAGUUACAGUAAGUGAAUGGAAAUACUAGAAUUGUAAUUGUUUUGUUUUUGUUUACUGACUUGCAACACAAUCAAACUGGCACGCGUGAUGGCGACGAAAAAAGCGAUAAUCUUUUUGCAUUGCAUAGCAAGAAGAGAAAUUCCAGAAACAGGAGAACCGGAGGCGAAAGUCCGUGGCCAACAAUCCGAACGCGCUGGCCAACCUGCGACCCUCGGAGAUGGUCGUGGUGCGCUCGAAGGAAAACUGGGACCCGCGAGGCGACGACUUCGUCGAUCUAAUCGAGUCCGAAGACCUCUCCAAAAUGACGCCCCUCAUGUACGCCGCCUUCGAAGGGUGCGAGAAAGAAAAAACCUCCCUCACCUUUUCAGUCUCUUCUCUGCUUCAGUGAUUUUUGAAAUUUCUUACAAAGAACAAUGGUUAAAGCUGCACCAGCACGGACGAAAGCAACUUCAGUUUUAUCAAGGAUGUGGAGCUUCUUUGCUUCGGCAAGAGCAACUGCUUGAGGGCUUCUUUGUAAGGUUUCAGGUGCUAAUGUUGCUUCUAAGAAGCGUGUGAGUUGUAACGCCCGGCUUUGAAAAAUUACGAUACGUACGAAUAGAGGGUUGACGAAGGACUUCUGAGACUGAUUUGUGAUCCAUCGUGAUUUUUCCCCUGCAUAAAAGAAAUUUGCCGUUCAUAGACCUGCUCUGCGAUAACGGAGCGGUAUGAGAAUGCACAACUACCUCCCCUCCUCUUCAUUGAUUUGUGAGACAGUGUGCCAAUGAAUGAAUCCAGCCCACACCACUUUUUAGCAGUUUUAGCAUGACAAGUGCUGGAGGCGAAAUCAAAGAACAGCAGCAGCACUACACUACUCCGCAGCACGGGUUCUUUUUCAUUUUCGUGCAGUAGGUGCAUAUAUUAAUUUUGCCUUUGCUUCUAUCUAUUUCUAUUGCUGGAGCUGCAGACCCCAGCCAAAUUGACAAGGAGGAGGUGCUGGGGCUGUGCACUCCCACAAGCGGAUCUGCUGGCACAGGACGAGCUCGGACAAACGCCACUGCAUUGGGCAGUGCAAGGUAGAAUCAACUGGCAUACUAGAACUAGUUCAUUCUUGUUUAGGUGGAUCACGAGAAUACGAUUUCUACUUGUAUGUGCCACAACGACAACGAAGAAUUUUUUUCGUUGUGAAGACUGACACAAGAAGAACUGAAUCGUACCAAAAUCAGGUGGCGAGCACAGUGCGAUCCAGCUUCUGCUCCAGUGGGAGAGAGGCGCUAUUCCGGCAAAAAUACGACUACGAGUCAACAUCGCAGAUUAAGAUUUUCCGAUUUGCAUUUGAAUUCGAUGAAAUGGUACUGAAUAGGGACACAUAGCACUUGUUUGUGAACGCAUGUUGUAGAGGUGGUCCAUGGUUGCAGAAUGAAGAAGAAGUAGUCGAAGUGUGAUAUCCCGCCCAAAUAAAACACAAACCAAAGAACGCCAGUUGAACUUACGCUUACCCAAACCUUAUUCAACCCUGAAGAAACAUACUGAACUGAUAGCGCAACCCCCGCCAUACGAGAUCUAAAUCUUGCCUCGUGGGCGCUUUUCUCCGGCACACCUGCACAAGCCCUGUGUCUUUCGGACCGCCUGGGGCAGACGCCCACGGACAUUGCCCGGACGUACGACCGACGAUUUUGGCACAUACGAAACCACAAGAGUUUGCUGGAAGUCCUGGCCAAGGAAUACACCACGAUUAAAAUUCCGACAGUGGGUAUUGAAUUUUGACAUCUCGUUUUCAUAUGUGGAACUUUUUCGAUUUUGCCGCAGAUGAUCCUCAACUGUAAGUAAUUCAAGUUUGAUGCCUCAAUCGUCUUCAUCAAGAUGAAAGACUUCUAUUUAGAAGCCGCAGGGUCAACAAGUAGAAGUACAGGUGGGGAAAAGAUUAAAAAAAAAAAGAAUGACGCUUUUCUUCUCAGGUUACUUGCAUCGGCAGGAGUUGAAGGGCAGAUUUCUCUCCAGAUUCGGCGAAUGGAAUAUCCAAGCGAAAUGUUGAGUUGCCUUCGUCCAGCAAUUUUCUCAUCUUCAUGGAGAAGGUGCCAUUUCUCAAUGCAAUAAAGUCACACUCACGCGGCCUUUUUUCUGCAGCUGUGUUAAUAUGACAUCCGCGUUGUAUCUAUGCAUUUUAUUCUGCGACGCAGGCAGUCGCGUCGUGAUCAUAAGUAUCACCAUGCACCUGAAUUUCAAAUUAUUGGAUUUGCAACACAAUUUCCGUUUCGUGUGGAUAUUUCAAAGAAGAAUAGGCGACAUCAAACUUGCCAGCAGUAUUCCCAGUCGGUCGCCACCAAGAACGGAAUUUCGCGAUAUAGGCGGCGGGUGGAUACCAUAAAGUGACGCGUCGUCCUUUUUUUCAAGAAGUUCCCAAAGCAAAGAGAUGAAGGCUACAUUAUACAACUCGAGAUGUCUCUUUGGCGUUGGCCCCAAAAAAUCGUGAAUCCGAGAAGUAUAAAUGAUUGUUGGGACGAACGCACUUACCACGACCGCAAACGCGACUGCGCCGAACGCAAAAAAUUAUCGCAAGAGCAUUUCCAGACCGUGCAGGUGCGCCGAUCAU